AUGCGGGAGAAUACGCUGGUCGAGCAGAGUCGCGGCGGGCGGGGACGCCGCCGUGGGCGGGGCCGUGGCGUUCCGCCGGCUUCUGGGGCGCGUCAGCGUGACCAUGAUUCGUCGGGCAGCGAUACUGCUGCGGCCCCGGUUCCAGACCACGCCCAGGUGCCGGAUCGACAGCCGGUUUCCCUUCCCGACUUCCCUCGCGCUGCUUGGCAGUGGCUUGACGGCCUUGAUCUCCUCGCUGAGCUCCGUCGCCAAGUGCCCACCCUGCACACCGUGCCCCGUUUUCUCGCCGCGGGAGUCCGCCAUGCGCUUGUUUCCGCGCUUCAGGCGAUUCGGGUGGCGCAUGAGGGCCGCGACGACGUCGCGUGUGUGCGGGCGUGGAAGCUCUUCUUGCUUUUGCCGCGCUUGCUCCUUGCCCGUUGCGUCGAGACGGGUGGAGAAGGUCGGGCCGUUCUACUCCGCCGGGUGCAACUCUUUCGGGAAGGUCGUUGGGACAGCCUGCAUGGCCAGCUCGGCGCAGUGCCCUCCCGCACGCGGCAGCCCACAACCCCGGAUGCCUCGGAGGCUCGCGCAGCUGCGGCCUGUGCCCGGGUCCGGCGAGGGGAGCUCUCCCGAGCGCGCCAGGUCCUCACUGCGGCCGCGUUGGCGCCCGGGGACGAAGCCACGCUCCGAGCACUCACCGACCCUUCCAGACGGCCGCCGCAGCCGCUGCGACCGGUCCCGCAGCACGUGAUGAACCAUCACCCUGCGGAGGAGGUCGCGCUCUCCAAGCAACAAGUCGCCGACGCGCUUCGCACCUCCAAGCGCGGGUCAGCUGCUGGCCUGUCGGGCGCCACUGUCGAGUUCUACAAGUUGCUCCUCGACGAUGAGGGUGCCUUAGAGGCCUUCACAUUCGUGGUCAAUGUCGCAGCUCGCGCGCAGGCUCCUCCGGUUGCGUUGGACGCCCUGGCCUUGUCGCGCCUCACCGCCCUUCGCAAGCCACAGGGAGGGGUCAGAGGCAUUGCCACCGGAGAUGUCUUCCGUCGCCUCGUCUCUCGUGCUUUGGCGCGCGCGUAUGCCGGGGAGCUCGACGAAGCAACGCGCCCGUUUCAGUUCGCGUUGCGGACCCGUGCAGGCACGGAUAGCCUGGCUGCCAUGCUGCGCUCUGCGGUGGAGUUCGACCCGCGGGCGACCGUCGUCUCCCUCGACGGCAGGAGUGCGUAUGAUACUAUCAGCCGGGCGGCAAUCCUAUCAAAGCUCAGCGAGGUGGUGCCGGCACUUUUGCCCUUCGCCCGAGCCAUUUAUGCACGCACGUCCACUUUUCUGUGGUGGGACGAUGAGGGGACCCUCCACGAAAUCUCCCAAGCGGAGGGGAUUGAGCAGGGAGAUCCCCUCGCGCCAGGCCUGUAUGCGUUAGGCCAGCACGAGUCGCUCGUGGCUGCGGCUGCUCGCCUCGCACAGGGCGAGCGCCUGUUGGCGUUUCUCGACGAUCUUUACGUCGUGACUACGCCGGAGCGAUCUGGGCACCUGGGAGGUGUCGUUGCAGGUGAGGUUGAGCGCGGCGCGGGCGUCGCAGCCAACCUCGGCAAGACACAAAUAUACAACGCUCAGGGAGGCGCAGCGCCGCCGGACGUUGCCGCCUUAGGCCCGGACGUCUGGCGGGGUGAUUUGCCGCCCGAACAGCGUGGGUUCGUCGCACUCGGCGUCCCGAUCGGCCACCCGGACUUCGUUGCGUCCCAGGCCGAAGAGCGCCUGCGCGCCGAGGCCGAGUUGCUGCGGCGAUUGCCGCUCCUGCCGGACCUCCGUCUACUGCGCGUCGCCCCGGGCGCAGCAUUUGCUCCGCAACGUCCCGCCCGACCACAUCCUCCCUUAUGCCCGGGCCCACGAUGA
This is a messenger RNA of Symbiodinium natans, 1866 nucleotides long. NCBI's taxonomy places the organism in Eukaryota, Dinophyceae, Suessiales, Symbiodiniaceae. The record is from the annotation of a GenBank genome assembly.